Messenger RNA from Alternaria atra, 711 nucleotides. RefSeq lists its product as uncharacterized. Bases 1 to 711 code for a protein of 236 amino acids. The record is from RefSeq and is a predicted model, not a curated record. NCBI's taxonomy places the organism in Eukaryota, Fungi, Ascomycota, Dothideomycetes, Pleosporales, Pleosporaceae. The transcript has a single exon.
AUGAAGUUUCUCAUCAUCCUGUCCCUCGCUCUCGGCGCCAUCGCCGCAGCGAUCGUUGCGCCUGAACAGCCCACCUCACCUGGAACCCACAUCAUCGCCCUCAGAGGCUACGACGGUACCUCCACCUCCGAGAUACUGCUCCUCUCAACCGAAGGCGAGCCCAUCCACCCAGCGCCCGCAUCUGGAGCCUCCAACAACGACAUCGCCAUCCCCGCCACACCCACAACCCGCAAAGCCGCCAAAGUCACCCAGCUCUCGCGCCCUCACGACCCCGAACCCAUCAUCAUUCUCCCCUUCCACUUCCAAGCCAUUGAAAACUGCAUGUCGGACAACACUAUAGCAGCCCGUGGCGUGUACGUCAACCGCGACUACGUCUGGGCGUACAACUUCCCCCCUGGCACUACUAAAGUUGUCGAGCACAACGUCGACGGGUACCCCUAUACCUUCCUUGUAGGACCCUUUGAUUACGGAAGUAGCACCUUGCAUUUCUCGUAUGAUAAUGGGCCUUGGAAGUGCGAUUGGAACGACCAGGAGACGUGGAAGGAGUGUGGCGAGUGUAGAAGUGGGUUGUGGAAUGCAGAUAAGCUUGAUUGCGGUAACGCGGGUGGGGUGAAGACGAGGAGCAAGGACAUGGAUUGUUCCUUUAUCAUGGGGUGGAGGAGUCAGCUUACGGGUACUCCGAUACCAAACUUACCACCGGGUUCCAAGUGA